Hydractinia symbiolongicarpus is the source of this 4021-nucleotide messenger RNA. RefSeq names its product meckelin-like. Gene Ontology annotation, cellular component: MKS complex; ciliary transition zone. Lineage: Eukaryota; Metazoa; Cnidaria; Hydrozoa; Anthoathecata; Hydractiniidae. Gene Ontology annotation, biological process: cilium assembly. The coding region runs from base 117 to 3122 and encodes 1001 amino acids. The transcript is spliced from 5 exons. The record is from RefSeq and is a predicted model, not a curated record.
AAGCUUCGUACAAAUCGUCAUACAUUCGUCAUUCCAUUCACUGCCGUUGCAGUUGUCCUACUUUUCGAUGGCAGCAAAAAUUUAAUUUGAAUUGCAGUGUCCAUAAUUUUUUCCCCAUGGCUUUUUUUAUUAUAACAUGCAUUUCAAUUUUUAGAUUAACCAUGAACAUAGUAAAUAUAAUAUCAACGCUCUCUGUUACUUAUAUCGUAAGUGGAACAGUCAUCAUUCCCCUCUCAGAUCCCACAAAAUGCGCUGAUACACAAUAUUUUCAAUUUUCAAGUCUUCAGUGUAUUGAAUGUGGAGUAAAUCAAAUUAAAAGCAAAGAGUCACUAGCUUGUGCCUGCCAGAAUGGUUACAAGUUUCAAGAAAAUCGUGGAGGACCAACAAUCACUUGCCAAGCUUGUGGUAACCAAGAAGUGACUUCUCAUGAUGGAUGGGAUUGUAUUAAAUGUCAAAGUGGUGGUUACGAUCCUGGGACAAGGACAUGUAGGGGAUGUUCUGCUGGUCAAAUAGCUGUUCAACGACAAGAAGAUGGUACAUUUUAUGCUGAUCAACGUCAGCAAUGUUUAACAUGUCAACAAGAAACUCACCCUGGUACAUCUGAAAGAGUUUGUAAACCCUGCAGUCAGAAUGUCAUCCGCAUAACAACUUCCUUAGGAAUUACACCUCGCUGUGUUUGUCCAGUUGGUAUAAGACCUGGUGGAGUAACGAUCAGUGAAAAAGCUGGUGUUUGUUUUUCAUCUGCUACAACUACCCUUGUCACCGAUCCAAUAUUAAGUCCGUCACCUGCCAGCAAAGCUUACUAUGAAGAUCGUCUGAUUGCAUCGCAAGCUCUCUGCAAACAAGACCAAAAUUUUACAGCUUGUCAAAUGCUUGCCAAUCUUUGUGUCAUGCAUAUGUAUCUGGAAGACAAUUUUCAAAAUCCAAGACUUGCUACCACAGAUGCUUGUAAGGAAUACCGUCUUAUUUUGAAUUCGUAUACCGGCACUUUAGUUAAUCCCGAUUGGCCAUCCACAAUGGCGUGGUUAUUUUACAUCUCUGACAGUUCACUUGAGGUAUUGGAUAAAACUGAUAUUACCAUGAAGUUCGAGAGGGGUCAAAAAAUCACCUUUGUUUUCGUAUCUUAUGCUGCAAAUGGGACAUUUCUUGGAAUUCAUAACGAUUCAUCUAUUUUACACAUGUGUUCUGUAUUAGAUGAUAUCUCCAAAAAUGCAAACCUAUUUACAACCACCUAUAAAUCAGAAUGUAAAAUGAAUCUUAUGAAAUUGUUUAAUUCAUAUCAGACCAUAUUUUAUGAUAUAUAUUUACUCCUCAAUGAUGGGAACUUGUAUCCUGUGCCUGUAUUAGUGGAAAAUUUAAAGUUUGGUGGGAAUAAUGUUAAUCAAGAUUCUGAUAGGUCAAACUGGAGAUUGGCAAGGCGUUUCUUUUUGGUUGAUAAUUUAAGUGGACGUGCCGAGGAAGGAAGUACUGUUUUACAGCAUGAGAUCAAAUACGCAAACAGCAUCGAAUUAUUGUAUCGAUUGAGAGGUGAUGGACAAAUCUAUCCACCAUUACUUAAAAUUAAUUAUGUCACUGCAAAUGUGAACCCGAACUUUCCUUCUGGUGAUGCUGCGUUAAGUUUUCGAGUGACAUAUGAAAUGAAUGUUGAUGAUAUUAAAAGAAAUAUAGAGAUUGCAGUUGGUGUCCUUUCAGUUCUUGGUAUUAUCUACGCUGUCAUCAGAAUUAUGAGUUGGAGACGACGACAGGGAACGCUCAUGUUAGAUUGCAACAGCCUUAUUAUCUUUCUCAUUUUCCUUUUUAGUGCUUUGACGUUCGUAUUUGUAGCUGUUCUGAUGGGUACUUGCGUGCAGUGGUUGUUCUUUUUUAAACAACAGACCACUGUCAUACGCUUCCUACCGACUGAUGCACAACAGGGCAUCAUUAAAGGCUUGUUUAUUGCUGCUUUCGUCAUGAAAACGAUUGAUGUUUGUUAUAUAUUAUUUAGUCAAAUUUAUGUUGAUAUAUUUUUUGUGGACUGGGAGCGACCACGUGGUGCAGUAAGCAUGACGUCAGAGAGCGGCAACAAAAGUAUAAGUACGCCCGUCAGCGUCAUGAGAACACUUUUCGUUGCAAAUGAAUGGCGUGAAAUUCAAACUAUUCGUCGUAUAAAACCAACCCUGCAAAUUAUCCUGGUCUUGUUUUUCUUCAAAGUUGCAGGGUUUGAACACUGGACGACCACCGAUCCUACUAAUCGACUUUCAGUUGACAGUGCAGUGGAUUAUGUAGGCGAUGUUAAUUUUUGUUUACGUUUGGCUGUUGUGAGUUUAUUGUACGUUGUUAUUGCCGUCGUGCAAUGGUUGUUGUUCGGCUUCUUCUAUGAACGCUUUGUUGGCGAUGCCAUCGGUGAUUUUAUUGAUUUCUGUUCCAUGAGCAACAUUAGUGUGUUUUUAAUAUCGCAAGUACAUUAUGGGUAUUAUAUUCAUGGUCGGUCCGUUCACGGACGUUCUGAUACGAGUUUGCACGAGUUGUAUGAACAGUUUCAACGUGAAGAGGAAAAUUUAUGUGGUAAAAGAGGUUUGGAAGCGAACACAGAGAUGCAAACAUUUGAGAUAGCCCUUACGACGAAGUUUCGUAAUGAAUACGCGAAAAUCGUUCAGCCUUUGCUUACAAGAGACAUACAGCAAGGAAGACGUGGUCAAACUCCAGCUAGACAAAACCCAGGACUUCCAGGCAGUACUCUUUCUCCUCCUUUGGAACAAAGUGUGAUGGCGUACAGCAAUAUGAAUCGAUAUUUAUCUUCAUUUGUGGAGCAUGCAAUUCGUGACAACGAUUACAUGGUGAAGGAUAAAUUUUUGUUGGAACGUUUGUUACAAAAUGAAUUGCAACCGCCAUUAGAUAAAAGUAUAUUCUACAAUGACGAGGGACGUUCAUUCACCAACAUACUGCUCUAUGGACAGGAGUGGAGUCUGUUAAUUUUUAAUUUAUUAUUUAUUAUCAUGAUGGAUUGGAUCACAUCGUGGAACUUUGUUUCGGCUGCCGUGUGUGCGUACUUUGUUGACGUUGUUAUAGUAACUGUUCGAGAUUCGUUUGGUAAAAAGAACCUGGCAAACAAGACGAUGGUGGAUGAGAGAUUUUUGAUUUAGAAUAUUUUUUGCACAGAUUCGAAAUACAAUGAUAGCGCUACUUGUCGUAACAAAAGAUGUUUCGAUAUCGCUCUGAUAUAUUUAGAAUGUUUUUUCAAUUUCUCUGAAAGAGAAAUUGUUGACAGUAGAAAUAGUUCUUUGGCGAAAAGAAAGGAGUUUUUAACAAUGAGUGUGUUACAGUAAUCUUUUUAAGACAAAAUAUCCUCUUCGAUCUGUUCUCAGUACGAAAAUUUCAAUAUUUAUGUAUCCUAAAUUUUAUAUAUUUAUAAUUUGACGUAGAUUCAGACAAAAAAAGAUGGAUGGAUGUCAGACUGUACCAACAUUGCGCUAUGUUGGCUAACAUUGGCCAACACGCGAGUCAGUUUUCAAUAUGGACUGAUCAUCAGUAGGGGUAUUUUCACGAAGCCAAUGGUGGAUUUGGCUGCGAAUUAGCUGCGCAAUUUCCUUUUGGAUUCCACGAGAAACAAAAAACGAAGUAAGAAUAUGAAAGUUAGUACAAAUGAAAACAUUCCAUUCGAAGUUUCACUUGAAUUCUUAAUGAUUGGUAAAAUAUUGACCAACGAGUUGUUGAAUGGUCACACUACAACAAUAUUGGCCAAAGUUAACGAGCUUAUAUAAACGGGCUUGUUCAUAUGGGCUCGUAUUUUUCCACUAGACAACAUGUUGGUCGUGUGAAGAAAGGGUAUGACAAAGCGUGAAACCAAGGUGUGGUACGGUUUGGCUUCAUGUCUAGUUUCUAUCUCUUGAAGGAUUAUUUCCUUUUUCUUUUAAAUUCAUGUGGAUAUAUUUUGGUGUCCAGCCAGUCUGCAUAUUAUAGCAAACUGCUAUUUUUUAGUUGCGUAUAUAUUUAUUUAUAUUUUACAUAGUUUAACAAUGUGGUUGAUUUUACGUAAGUUAUA